Messenger RNA from Suillus discolor, 3530 nucleotides. RefSeq lists its product as uncharacterized. Gene Ontology annotation, biological process: regulation of DNA-templated transcription; protein phosphorylation. The transcript has 10 exons. The coding region runs from base 1 to 3450 and encodes 1149 amino acids. The record is from RefSeq and is a predicted model, not a curated record. Lineage: Eukaryota; Fungi; Basidiomycota; Agaricomycetes; Boletales; Suillaceae. Gene Ontology annotation, molecular function: ATP binding; sequence-specific DNA binding; protein kinase activity.
AUGUUCGCCCUCUCAACUUCAACAUCCCUUCCACCUUUUAUCGACAAUGCCAUGUCUCAAUAUUUGCCAAAGGUUAGCGAGACCAGAUGCUACUGGUCCUUAUUAUCGUCCGAAUUGGAUUUCGUCUAUCUGGAUCCCGUUCUUACCUGUCAUCUUGAAACCCAGGCUGACUUGCUCAUUGGCAAGUCCCUCCUAUUCUUUGUUCACCCCGAAGAGCAGGCUACUGCGCGAGCAGAUCUAGCAGAAGCUCUUGAACAAAGGACGAUGCAUGGUAGUGUUACCAGGGUCAGGUAUUGUCGUCUCGCUCGCAUCCGUCGCAUCCUCGGUCACAAAGGGCCUACUCAACCGUGGCCUGAUGGUGACAAGGUUUCCGUGGAUGCCUACUACAUGGUCGUCGACAUCGUAAUUAACUGGGCUGCAGAGGGCCUCGUGUUAUGCUUUAUCCACGCAGUCGUCGAUCUUGAACCUGGUGACAAUGAUGAACAUCACAGAACUCCAUGGACAAAUUGGUGUGGCACGCCAUGCAUGCACCCAGAACAGAUAACGCUAUUGCAACAGCGGCUUCUAUAUUACUUUCCUCAAUCAACCGUCACAACCAGGGUAUUCCAGAUCCUGUUCAACAACCAGCAGGACUGUCGUCUUCUGUUGAGCUGGCCAUCGGACAGCAGCCAAGAAUAUCCUGGUAUGCCAGGAGCGAAAGACUUUGCAAGACGAGCGGUGUGCAUUCAGACGUCCACUCCGGAUGUUAGUGCGAAGACGAGUUGCACGAGACGUUGGAGAAUCCAAGAUACAAUGCCUGGAAUAGGCGAAGUAGAAAGCGUGUUCAUCCUGCAUGGUUCAAUAACGUUUGCAUGCCACGCCAUUCAACAGCCUGCUUCGCAAAGCUUGUCUGUCUCUUAUUCUCAGUCUCAGCCAUUCACGAGGUCGACAGACGCCUACAUGCCUGCACACAGGCAACAUCACCCCUAUGACCUGUCGGCAAGCCCGUACACACUCCCGCCUGUGUCUACCUCAAUGCCACAACCUUACGGGCACUACACGCAGUCUUUGACGUCCCAAUACUCCCACUCGCCCUGGGGGAGUGACUCGGAGCCUUCUUCCUCGCGUUCUCAGUUUGACAGGUGGCCUGCUCAAAGCCCUGCACAUUCGAUGGCAUCCCUCCCGCCGUCUCCAAUUUAUGGCGAGAACAGAGCAUCUUUAAGCAACUACCGAGCCACACCUAGUCCUGAGGACUACAGUGCCAAUGCUGCCUUCGGGGCCAGUGUACCGCCGGCGCCGCCCUGUGGUACCGACAUUGUACCUCCUCCAAGGCACCGAGUGAGCCCCGGAUUACAUAAGGACACCCUGCCGCAUAGCACCAACAAUCGCCCUCUGGGCGUUCUCAAAUGCAGUAGUUGCAAGGCAACGUCUAGUCCUGAAUGGAGGAAGGGCCCCAGUGGCAGGAAGGAGCUCUGUAACGCAUGUGGCUUGCGCUACGCCCGUUCUCGUGCCAAGAAGGAAGGGUACGUGGUGUCGACACAGCGUCGGAAGAAAGACAAGACCGGUGUUAUGACGGCUAAUGAGGAGUCUGCGGUGCCGUCUACUCCUCCGAUACCUAUUACUGGCAUGGCUUCGAGGAUUCGUCGUGGUGCUGUUAAAAGGAGCACAUUUACUUCCUCAUCAUCUGUUGGCUCUGGAUCUGGUAGUGAAUCAUAUUCUCAACCAAACUAUGUAGCAGCAGAAGAUAAUCGACCUUCACCAUCACCUCCGUUGCCUAGUCUCAAUUUUGUUCGCUACCACCCUUAUCCGCCCUCCUCUGGACAACCACAAGUUGAUGAUCGUACAUUCCCUUAUCACACGUCCAGCCCUUUUCAACCCUCAUCUCCGCUAUCAGCACCAGUCAACCCGCGCUCUGUCGUCCCCGCCACCAGGCACUCUCGCUCCUCAGGCAGUCUGAGCUCUGCCAUGGGCUACUCCUACUCUUCAGACAGCCUCAGCUCUACAUUCUCAAUGGGACACUCUUACUUCCCCUCGUCCUCGCAGUCACCCCCACCGUCUGCCAGCAGGCCUAUCGCUACCAAGAAAUUGUUUACAAUGGAUGAUGACGGCUUUCAGCCUACCCCGAGUCCCAAAGACUUGGGUCUUCUAUUGCGCUCACCGUAUCAAACACAUCAAUUCUCGCAUUCUCCACAGACACCGGAUGAGCUCCCGCGGAGCGGGCAGUCAUCUAACUUCCGUGCUCGACCCUCCUCACAGGACAUGCGGCACGGAUACUGUCAGGCUCAGCAUGUUCAUCAGUAUGACGACGACGUUGACAAUUCAGAUUUACCGCCAGGGCAAGUCGCAUCAGGAAGCUCUCUACCUAACGAUAUCGGUGCCAUGUCUAUAUCUCAGCGAAGAACCAGGCUUGGAACUCGUACACCGAGCAGUCCCUGUGCACAAUCAUCACCCAAUACCAAAAAUAAAGCAGCCACACGUCCUCAAAGAGAUGAUCGGAAUGUGUUCGGAACGGAACACAGGAAUGGGACAGAAACCGAUGCUACCGUCGAGUCCAAUACUACUUCCGGGAAUCACAUUCCAUCUCCAGAGCUGACCCGAGCACCAUCACAUUCGCUGCGAGAUCUUACUAAUAAGCUCCAGGGAAGAUCACGCUAUCCGAUAACUUCUGGAGGCUUUGGAGACAUCUGGAAGUGUGAUUUAGUGAAGCCCGAUGGGACUGUACAAGUAGCAGUAAAGACUAUUCGUGCUUUCGAAUCUGAUGACGAGGUAUUGAUACGGAAGAAUAGUAAGAGAGUGCGUCGCGAACUCAAAGUUUGGGGCCGUCUCAAGCAUGAUAGCAUUCUUCCACUCUGGGGAGUGGCAAAUGACUUUGGACCUUACCCCGCAAUGAUUUGCCCAUGGGCUGAUAACGGAGCGCUCACGGGCUAUCUUGGGAGGCAAGAAAGCUCGUUGUCAUCUUACGAUAAGUUCUCCCUUCUGAAUGACAUUGCUCUUGGAUUGCGAUACCAGAAUGUUCUCAUUACUCACGUGCCAACUCUCCAGUCAAAUGUCUUGAUUUAUGCCAACGGUCGGGCAUGCCUUGCCGACUUUGGUCUUUCUACUAUAAUCCUGGAGUUCGUCGGUACCUCAUAUUUUACGAACUCUACUCGAGGGCACGUCCGAUGGGUAGCUGCAGAAUUAUGUGAAGUAUCAGAGGAUGAUGAACUCUCGCUCAGCACCGAGUGUGACAUAUACUCAUUUGGCAGUAUCACGCUUCAGGUAUUGACUUGCAAAGUACCCUACUACAAUGUGAAGAAGGACAUUGCGGUACUGGGACAAGUCAUCAAAGGGAUCAAACCAGAACCUCCUAAGGAAUCGCAAAUAGCACCUGGGCACUGGGAGUUCAUACAGCGAUGCUGGUUGCCUCGUGCAAGUCGUCCGUCAAUUGCAGAUAUUGUAGUGUUUAUAACAUGUGAACGACAAGCUGUAUAAUCGCAUUCAACCACAGUAUGGGGAAGAUUUAGGUAUCUUUAUUGCAGAUCACAUGAUACAUGAUAAUGCCAUAGAUAGGU